Molecule: messenger RNA, 978 nt
Organism: Rhipicephalus sanguineus (brown dog tick)
Lineage: Eukaryota; Metazoa; Arthropoda; Arachnida; Ixodida; Ixodidae
Exons: 4
Coding region: 1-978 (325 amino acids)
Source: RefSeq, a predicted model, not a curated record
AUGAUCAUCAUCAAAAAUCACCACAGUGACACCGUUGGCGCGUGGCCACUGGCUCGUGACGCGGAACCACCUGGGAAGCCUGGUCAGGAAGAAGACGAGCGAGCUAGGCGGAACGACAUGCAAGCUACGUCUCCCGAAUCGUCGUCCGCGUGGCAGUCGGAGCUGAGCAGCAGCUCCGACUGCGGCUGCCAGUUCGAACUCUCGGAGGAAGCGGCGCAAGAAGCCGCCGUGGACGGCAGUGGAGGUGCCAGGCGCGUGGUCCACGGUCAGCAGCAGCAGGUGUACAGCCGGCCAGCCCCGUCCAGUUGGUGUGGCGAGAGCGGCUCGGUUAAUGAGGCAGGCGACGUCUCCGAGGCACCUCGGCAAGACCCAACUCGAGCUCAGCGCUUCGUGUCGGUCUACGUUGCGCCCCUGUGGGGUCGCAGGAUGGCCACGCUCAGGAGGAAGUGCUCGCCGCUGUGGCUGUACACGGGUGCCACGUGCGCCGCCAUUGUGGUGGCCGCAUCGUUCCUGCUCGCACCUUCCGCCGCCGACCACGCUGUGCCACCGCCGUCGGUUGGACCGCUGCUCCGGCUGGACAGCGGCGUCCGCUCGAGGCUCGAGGACGACGAGCACGCUGCGCAGGGGCGCGGCGCUCACCUAGGAGGGGCGGCCGCCAAUGCCGGCGACAGCGAAAUGCUUGAGCCGCCGCUGGACGGCGGGGCAGACCCCUACUGCCAGGCGCAGCUCGUGCAGGAGCGCGAGGAGUCGUGGAACGCGAGCGAACUGGAGUUCCUUGCUCCGCGCCUGGUGCGCAACGGCUCACGCGCCGUGCUCUGCUUCUACGACCGGCACGCCCAUCGGCUACCGCCGCCUUACGCCUACUUCCCGCGACAAAUGGCGCUACGAUACUGCACGCACGCCGUGUACCACGCGCCCUUCGCGCUGCACGACGGGCGGUUAGCGUACCGGAACCCGGGAUUCGACAGGUUCCUGUAG